Messenger RNA from Drosophila elegans, 2612 nucleotides. RefSeq names its product cell division cycle protein 16 homolog (gene Cdc16). The coding region runs from base 84 to 2240 and encodes 718 amino acids. NCBI's taxonomy places the organism in Eukaryota, Metazoa, Arthropoda, Insecta, Diptera, Drosophilidae. The transcript is spliced from 6 exons. The record is from RefSeq and is a predicted model, not a curated record. Gene Ontology annotation, biological process: cell division. Gene Ontology annotation, molecular function: protein binding.
AGAUAUAUUCAAUUAAGUUAAUUGCCAACGACAGAACAUAUUUACAAUUUUCCAUUGAAAAACAAAAUUUAUGCUGAUUUAAGAUGCCAGGAGACCCGGAAAACACCAGUGCCGAAACCACCAAUGACCACAUCGACUUGGCCUUGUACCGGCAGCUGGUCAAACAGUUUAUAGACAUGAGACGCUUCUCAACGGCAUUGUUCUGGGCGGAAAAAGUGGCCGUGCUGAGUGGUGGGGAGCCCCGGGAUAUAUACUAUCAGGCGCAGUGCAUGUUCCUGCUGGGGGAGUACCAUCGCGCUGCCCACACCAUACAGCACCACAAGCUGGAGAAGAACUCACUGCCGUGCUUUAACCUGCUCCUGGAAAGCCUCUAUGCGGCCAAGGAGUUCACAGAGGCGGCCAAUGCCAUCCAGAAUGUGGAGGUGGAGAUGAUGACCACGUCGCUGAUCAAUCAGCCCGUGGAUGCCAACAGCGGCUGCUACCUGGAAAGCAACAGCGUCUUUGGUGGCGAGGAGAACCACCGAAAUGAGCUGCAGUCCUCCAUUUACCUGAUGAAGGGCAAGGUCUACGAGGCUCUGGACAAUCGCGGCAUGGCCAUGGACUUUUAUGUGCAGGCUCUCCACAAAUCCGUCUACUGUUUCGAGGCUUUGGAGGCCCUGGUGCAGCACGAAAUGUUAAUGGCCUGGGAGGAGUUUGAGCUGAUGCAACACUUGCCUUUGGCACAGCAAUCCACCGAAACGGACGGCAAGUUUAUUCUCAAACUCUACGAAUCUCGGUUAAAGAAAUACUACGAGUUAAUAUCGGCCCGCAAUGCAGAGGAGAUCUCGCCCAUUGUUAAUCCUGAUGCACUGAAGUAUAUUAAGGAAUUUACGGCCAAAGUGCAGCAGACCGGCACCUCGGAUUCCCAGUUGCCCAAAGUAAGCACCCUUAAGGUGCCGCCUACGUCUAGUCAUUUCAUGUCGCCCGCCACCAGAGUCCUGGAGGACCUAAAGGCUCCCAGUUUCUCACUGCAGACGAGCCUCUCGAAGGCCUCCUCCCUUGUAGAUGCCUCUCAUCGGUCCAUGUUUGACUCCUCCAGCAGGCGGCGAUCAAGGGAUCACGACACAGACACCUUGAUUCCUCUAGGGGAUUGCCUGAACCGAGUACAACGCAGCACAGAUUUGAUGGCCUCCGAGGCGGAGAAGUGUUUCUACGACUGCGACUACAAACAGUGCCUGAAAAUACUAAACGAACUGCUAAAAGUGGACCCUUUCCACAACAAUGCACUGACCAUUCAAAUUGCCUGCCUGGUGGAGAACGGCGACUUCAAUCGUCUCUUCUACGUGGCCCAUAAGCUGGUGGACCGCUAUCCGGACAAGGCGAUCUCCUGGUACGCCGUGGGCUGCUACUACGACAUGAUUGGCAAGAGCGAUCCCGCUCGGCGCUAUCUCUCCAAGGCCACUGCAUUGGACCGACUUUAUGGCCCCGCCUGGCUGGCCUACGGGCACAGUUUCGCAAAUGAGAACGAACACGAGCAGGCGAUGGCCGCCUAUUUUAAGGCCACACAACUGAUGCGCGGCUGCCAUCUGCCCUUGCUGUACAUCGGUGUGGAGUGUGGACUGACCAAAAACCUAGAGCUGGCCGAGAAGUUUUUCCUGCAGGCCAUGAAUAUAGCGCCGCUGGAUGUGUAUGUGCUCCAUGAGCUUGGAGUGAUCAAGUAUGAGUACGAGUUCUUUGACGGCGCCGCCACUAUUUUCCAGUGCACCGUGGACAUCGUGAAGCAGCGGGCGAAGACCAACAAUGAGGAGAUCUCAGCGCGCUGGGAGCCGCUAUUUAUCAAUCUGGGCCACUCGCUGCGUAAAAUCCACAAGUACGAGGAGGCCCUAUACAAUUUUCAAUACGCCCUGUUAUUGAAGCCGCAGAACCCCACAACCUACACCUCCAUAGGAUUUAUACACGCACUGCUGGGAAACCUUGACCCCGCCAUCGAAGCAUUCCACAAGAGCUUGGCCCUCAACAGGGACUGCAUUGUGACAUCCACCAUCCUUAAGAGUUGCAUCGAGGACCUGAUGGAUGACCCCACCACCAUUGAUGAGAUCUGCAGCGCCGCCUUGCGUGAUGUGGCCAAGAACAUCACGGCCAACAGUCGUCGAGUGAUGAACUCGGACAAAUUUAAUGGGAUGAAGCUCAAGUUCGACGAGGAGGAGGAGCUCGCGAACUCCGAUUCCAACAUGGUGGUGGAAAUGAGUUUCGAUACCUAGAAAAAAUUUACCUUAACUUAUAUCAAACCAUAAUGUUGUUGGCUCCGAUCAUUAGCCAGUCAAACAAGUGUCAUGCACUUGAACUUAAUUCGUGGCCAGAGCAAACACAGAUGUUUAUGCUUGAUCUGUACUUUUUCUUGGGAUUUCUCAGCUCUGUUUUUCCCACCAUCAAUUGAAGUAGCCGCCAUGUGAAUAACACAUUUAGUAUUUAAGAAUGCGCAAAAGUCUCAUUUGAAUCAUAAUUGUUCCGGCAUCGAAGAGUGGCCCUAGCCAAGUCAUCUCUUCUCAAUCAUUCAGUAGCUUGUAAACUAAUGUUGUAAUUAAAAGCUAGCUUAGUCUGUGCAAGGAACUAAACUUGUAACCAAACAGUAA